Pseudozyma hubeiensis SY62 is the source of this 1968-nucleotide messenger RNA. RefSeq lists its product as hypothetical. The record is from RefSeq and is a predicted model, not a curated record. NCBI's taxonomy places the organism in Eukaryota, Fungi, Basidiomycota, Ustilaginomycetes, Ustilaginales, Ustilaginaceae. Gene Ontology annotation, biological process: transmembrane transport. The transcript has a single exon. Bases 1 to 1968 code for a protein of 655 amino acids. Gene Ontology annotation, molecular function: transmembrane transporter activity.
AUGGAAACCGUCUCCUCAGCACCCACCAAAACACGGCUGACGGCACGAGCGCACUUCCUGCUCGUCUUCACCGCGCUCUGCGUCUCCUCGUUCCUCUCGGCGCUCGACCUCACCACCGUCUCCACCGCGUUACCUACCAUCGUAGCUGAUCUUCAGAACGACGCGAUCCACUUUGGCAAGCACAACCAUCCACCUAAAACCACAUCCACCAGCACAGGCAGCGGCGCUUCCAACGGCUAUGGCGGCACGUACAUCUGGAUCGGCUCGGCUUACACCAUCGCCGGCAUGGCGAUCCUACCGCUGACGGGGGGGUUGUGCGGGAUAUGGGGGAGGAAAGCGAUCCUGCUCACUUCGCUCUUCUUCUUUCUGUUCGGAAGCGUGAUUUGCGGAGCGAGCCAUUCGCUGGAGAUGAUGAUCGUAGGCAGGGUGUUGCAGGGCGUGGGGGAUGGAGGGAUUAUCAGCUUGGCAGAGAUCGUCGUUGCCGAUCUGGUGCCCUUGGCGCAGAGAGGUACGUACGAGGGGAUCCUAGGCGUGGUGUGGGCGGGUGCGAGUGCCAUCGGUCCACCCAUCGGCGGAAUCUUUUCGAGAAAAGAUCGUUGGAGGUGGCUGUUCUGGUUGAACAUCCCCAUCACGGUCAUGGCGAUCAUCAUGAUCGGCGUGUUUAUGAACAUGAAGACGCCCAAGGCGGAUGUUAAGGAUAAGUUGAAGGCGAUGGAUUGGACGGGGAAUGCCCUGUUGAUUCUGGCGACGGUAGGCUUGGGCCUUUCUUUGACGUGGGGUGGCGCGAGGUACAAGUGGGUCAGCGUGGAAGUGUUGGUGCCGCUGAUCAUCUCCAUCGGUCUGUUUGUCGCAUUCUUCUACCUCGAGCUGUUCAAACUCAAGAACCCGACCGUACCGCGAGAACUCCUCUCGAAUCGAACCGCCAUCAGCGCUCACCUCACCAGCUUUGCGCACGGCGUCGUCACCAUGGCGAUCAUCUACGUCAUCCCCACCUACUUCCAAGCGGUCAAACUCAGCUCGACCAUCAUGUCCGGCUGGAUGGUGCUUCCGUUCAGCUGCACCGUCGCCUUCACCGCCAUCGCCUUCGCCAUCAGCAUCGAGAUGACCGAACGCUACGUACCGCAGAACCAUCUCGGGUGGUUCUUCACCGUCCUCGGUGUUCCGCUGUUGCUGCUCCUCGACGUCCACUCUUCCGCAGUGACGUGGAUCCUGGUGCAGAUUCCGAUCGCCAUCGGCUGCGGAAUCCUGUUCGUCGCACCACAAUUCCCUGUGCUCGCAUCCGUCGCGGUUCAGAUGGCAUCAAAAGCGCUCGCCGUCCAGCUGUUCUUCGCAUCCUUCGGUCAAACGCUCGGAAUCAUGCUCGCAGAAGCCGUCUUCCAAUCCUCGGUCCACAAAGCCAUCCGAUCCCCGCUCAUCCAGCAACUCGCUAACAACGGUUCGCUGCCCUUCAACAUCGAGGAGAUCUCCUCUCCGUAUUCGAUGCACUUUGGUGCGCUUCGAAAGUUGUCGCCCGAAGCGAGCUUUGCGGUGCGCAACGUGUACAGCAUGGCGUUGAGGCACGUCUGGCUGUUGCUGAUCCCGUUCGCUGCGGUGGGGUGGGCGAUUUGCUUUGCGAUGAAGGAGCUGGAGAUGCAUGACGAGGUGGAUGAGAGGUUUGCCGCGGAUGUGGACGAAGAUGUCUCGCAUGAUGAUCGGGAGAAGGGCCUAUUUGUGGCGUCGCACAAGAGGAUGGCCAGCAGUGGCAGCAGCAGCAACGGUACCGGCGAGCAUGGUGGGAAACCGCUCGCGGCGGACCAAACUCCAGCCGCAGAAACGCACGAGUUGUCAUCGUGGAAUCACACACCAGCGCAGGAAGAUCCCGUCGAACCGUCUUCCUCGAUGCAACUCCUCACCCUCAGCACAUCGCGCGACGAUGCUCCCGCGCACGCUUCGCAGCAUCAACCUCGCUCGCAACGCACGCCCACAUAG